Molecule: messenger RNA, 2060 nt
Organism: Condylura cristata (star-nosed mole)
Lineage: Eukaryota; Metazoa; Chordata; Mammalia; Eulipotyphla; Talpidae
Product: zinc finger protein 791-like
Exons: 7
Coding region: 138-1733 (531 amino acids)
Biological process (GO): regulation of transcription by RNA polymerase II
Molecular function (GO): DNA-binding transcription factor activity; RNA polymerase II cis-regulatory region sequence-specific DNA binding
Source: RefSeq, a predicted model, not a curated record
ACUGGCUCUGGCAGCGCUGCAGGUCACCUCUUGCCCUCCUUGAAAGGCCGCUGGUGACUAGACAUCAUUUGUUGCUGUGAACUGCGCUUGCGGCAGGAGAGCUAGGAUUGACGAUCACGUACCCAAAAAUCCGAAAAAUGGACUCAGUGGUCUUUGAAGAUGUGGCUGUGAACUUCACCCCAGAGGAAUGGGCUUUACUAGAUCCUUCACAGAAGAAACUCUACAGAGAUGUGAUGUGGGAAACCUUGAGGUACCUGACCUCAGUAGGGGAACAAAUGGAAGACCAUAACACUGAAAAUCAAUACAACAAUCAGGGAAGAAACCUAAGAAGUCAUGUGACAGAAAGACUGUGUGAGGGUAAAGAAGAUAAUCAACAUGAAGGAAACUUUAGUUAUAACCCAAAUCUUAAUCGUAACAAGAAAACCUCUACUGAAGUAAAACCUCUACUGAAGUGCAGUGAGUGUGGGAAAGCCUUCAUGAGUAAUUCAUCCCUUAAAAGGCACAUGAGAUCUCACAGUGCACACAAGCCACAUAAGUAUCAGGACACUGGAGAAAAACCCUACCAAUGUAAACAAUGUGGAAAAGCCUUUAGAUAUCAUCAGACCUUUCAGACACAUGAAAGGAUUCACACAGGUGAGAAACCAUAUGAAUGUAAGCAAUGUGGGAAAGCCCUCAGUUGUCCUAGCUCCUUUCGAAGUCAUGAAAGGACACAUACUGGAGAGAAACCUUAUGAAUGUAAAAAGUGUAGUAAAGCAUUCAGUUGUUCCAGUUCUCUUCGAAAACAUGAGAGAACUCAUACUGGAGAAAAACCCUAUGGCUGUAAGGAAUGUGGGAAAGCCUUCAUUUCUCUUGGAAGCUUUCAAAGACACAUGAUUACACACACUGGAAUUGGCCCUUAUAAAUGUAAGGAAUGUGGGAAAGCUUUCAAUUGCCCUAGCUCUUUUAGAAUACAUGAAAGAUCUCACACUGGAGAAAAACCCUAUGAAUGUAAAAUAUGUGGUAAAGCCUUCAGUUGCUCUAGUUCCUUUCGAACACAUGAAAGAACUCAUACUGGAGAGAAACCCUAUAAAUGUAAUGAAUGUGGAAAAGCCUUUCAUUGGCUCACCACUUUUCAAGUCCAUGUGAGAACUCACACUGGAGAGAAACCCUAUAUAUGUAAGCAAUGUGGUAAAGCCCUCAGUUGUCCAACAUCCUUUCGAAGACAUGAAAGGACUCACACUGGAGAGAAACCCUACAAAUGUAAGGAAUGUGGGAAAGCAUUCAUUUCUCUCACAAGCUUUCGAAGACACAUGAUGACACACACUGGAGAUGGACCUUAUAAAUGUAAGGAAUGUGGGAAAGCUUUCAAUUGCCCUAGCUCUUUUAGAAUACAUGAAAGAACUCACACAGGAGAGAAACCCUAUGAAUGUAAAAUAUGUGGUAAAGCCUUCAGUUGUUCCAAUUAUGUUCAAGUACAUGAAAGAACUCAUACUGGAGAGAAACCCUAUGAAUGUAAAGAAUGUGGAAAAGCCUUCAUCUAUCGAACAACCUUUCAAGGACACAUGAGAGUGCACACUGGAGAGAAACCUUAUAAAUGUAAUGAAUGUGGGAAAGCCUUUAGUAGACCCAGUUCAUAUCGAAGCCAUGAAAGAAUUCACACUGGAGAAAAACUUCUUGAGUGUAAGCAUUGUGGGAAAACCUUCAAUUGGCCCACGUCCUUACACAAGCAUGUGAUCAGAAUGCAUACCAGAUAGGUAAACUGUAACCGAAAAGAUUCCACUGGAAAGAAAUUGUCUUAUGAAGAAGUGGUAACUACUCCAAACUAAAACACUUGUGUACCACAAAAGAAGUAGCCACAAAAACAAAAGACAACCUACAGGUUGAAUGAAGAUAUCGGCACAUCACGCGUUCAUAAAGGGCUUAAUUUUCAAAAAAUAUAAGGAACUCAUAAUACUCAACAGCAACAAAAAAACAACCUAAUCAAAACACGGACAAAAGACCUACAUAGACACUUCUUCAAAGAAAAUACUCAAGUGGCCUACAGGCACAUGAAAAGAAAAUUUAAAGCACUUAUUAUAAGA